UCAACGGAGCUUCUGACCGGAUCAGAAGCUUCGAGAAUUUUAUGAUUCGACUACUCUUUACACGCUAUUAGAAGGAACCUCUCGGUUUCAGAUCCAAUUCAACAGCUUUCGACUUUAGGGUUUUCUGAUCUGAUCACUUGUUUUGGGGUUCGUGUCUGAGCAGCACAUGGCGUCGAAGAGGAUUUUGAAAGAGCUUAAGGAUUUGCAGAAGGAUCCUCCUUCUAACUGCAGCGCAGGGCCUGUGGCUGAGGAUAUGUUCCAUUGGCAAGCAACUAUCAUGGGACCUCCUGACAGUCCCUAUGCUGGAGGAGUUUUUUUGGUUUCCAUUCACUUCCCUCCUGAUUAUCCCUUCAAGCCACCAAAGGUGUCUUUCAAGACUAGGGUGUACCACCCAAACAUCAACAGCAACGGAAGCAUUUGCCUUGAUAUCCUGAAAGAGCAAUGGAGUCCUGCUCUCACCAUAUCCAAGGUUCUGCUGUCGAUUUGCUCGUUGCUGACUGACCCGAACCCAGAUGAUCCACUUGUGCCAGAGAUUGCUCACAUGUACAAGACUGAUAAGUCCAAGUACGAGUCAACCGCACGAAGCUGGACACAGAAGUACGCCAUGGGAUGAAUAAUAAAAGACUCAGGAAGUGGUGGGGUCGAAGACAGAGCAAAAUCAUAACGUUAUCUCAGCAUCUAGAAAUAUAAAAUGCAUGUGUGUUGGCUUUUACUAAACGCUAUUAUGUGUCCAUAAUCCAGCAAACUUAUAUGCUCUUACUCUCCUCUAAUAAUCAGCUAUUUUUACUUUGGUUUAAGUUUA
Raphanus sativus (radish) is the source of this 802-nucleotide messenger RNA. RefSeq names its product ubiquitin-conjugating enzyme E2 11. Lineage: Eukaryota; Viridiplantae; Streptophyta; Magnoliopsida; Brassicales; Brassicaceae. Gene Ontology annotation, cellular component: nucleus. The transcript has 5 exons. Bases 167 to 613 code for a protein of 148 amino acids. The record is from RefSeq and is a predicted model, not a curated record. Gene Ontology annotation, biological process: protein polyubiquitination. Gene Ontology annotation, molecular function: ubiquitin conjugating enzyme activity.